GUUUCCGCACACAUUCUGAGCCGCUUUGGGUGACGGCCCGAGGACCCGGAGCACUAAGAGGGCGGACCGCAGAGGUUGUCUGAAGGCCGAGGGCAAGAUGGCGGCGCUGGCGGCUUCUGGCCCGCGCUGCAUCCGGAUCCUCGGCCUGCGCUCCGGUGUGGGCGCCGCUGUGCAGGCACGAGGUGUCCAUCAGAGCCCGGCCGCUGCGGACCCUAGCAGCACCCAGCCUGCUGUACCCAAGGGCGGAGCCGUGGUCCCAAAACCCCCCACACUCCCCAGGAGCCGUGGCGAGUAUGUGGUGGCCAAGUUGGAUGACCUCAUCAACUGGGCCCGUCGGAGCUCGCUGUGGCCCAUGACCUUUGGCCUGGCCUGCUGCGCUGUGGAAAUGAUGCACAUGGCUGCCCCACGCUAUGACAUGGACCGCUUCGGCGUGGUCUUCCGCGCCAGCCCACGCCAGGCCGACGUGAUGAUUGUGGCUGGCACACUCACCAACAAGAUGGCCCCGGCGCUCCGCAAGGUCUAUGACCAGAUGCCAGAGCCACGCUAUGUCGUGUCCAUGGGGAGCUGUGCCAAUGGAGGAGGCUACUACCACUAUUCCUACUCCGUUGUGAGGGGCUGUGACCGCAUCGUCCCCGUGGACAUCUACGUGCCAGGCUGCCCGCCCACAGCCGAGGCCCUGCUCUACGGCAUCCUGCAGCUGCAGCGGAAGAUCAAACGCGAAAAGAAGCUCAGCAUCUGGUACCGCCGGUAGUGCCCUACAGCCACUCGGCCCCGACCCACUGGUGCUGCCCGAGUGUCCCCGAGAGUGUGAAUAAACCGAGACUGUAAAUAAACCACCCCA
Chinchilla lanigera (long-tailed chinchilla) is the source of this 841-nucleotide messenger RNA. RefSeq names its product NADH dehydrogenase (ubiquinone) Fe-S protein 7, 20kDa (NADH-coenzyme Q reductase) (gene Ndufs7). The coding region runs from base 98 to 751 and encodes 217 amino acids. The transcript has 8 exons. Gene Ontology annotation, biological process: electron transport coupled proton transport; aerobic respiration; mitochondrial respiratory chain complex I assembly. The record is from RefSeq and is a predicted model, not a curated record. NCBI's taxonomy places the organism in Eukaryota, Metazoa, Chordata, Mammalia, Rodentia, Chinchillidae. Gene Ontology annotation, molecular function: quinone binding; 4 iron, 4 sulfur cluster binding; NADH dehydrogenase (ubiquinone) activity.